Molecule: messenger RNA, 1470 nt
Organism: Penicillium alfredii
Lineage: Eukaryota; Fungi; Ascomycota; Eurotiomycetes; Eurotiales; Aspergillaceae
Product: kynurenine--oxoglutarate transaminase
Exons: 10
Coding region: 1-1470 (489 amino acids)
Biological process (GO): biosynthetic process
Cellular component (GO): cytoplasm; mitochondrion
Molecular function (GO): L-kynurenine:2-oxoglutarate transaminase activity; pyridoxal phosphate binding
Source: RefSeq, a predicted model, not a curated record
AUGUUGCAGGAUCUCGUGCAACACUCGCGCGCUACACGGCCGACCUCGGAGCCCGAGCACGCCAUUCCCCCGCCAUUGGACCCUCUCUUUUCUGUCCUCGCUACAUCUGCGAUUCCUCAUCUCCGAACUAUGCCAGCACCCACUCCCUCGACUUUACCCCGUAUUUCUGGCGCAAGAGCAAUGUCGGCCACAGCGGCGCGGACCGACCCUUUUCGGCCGGCUCGGAGAGUCGCCGGUCAGCGACAGGAUGUCUGGUCCAUCGUCAAUGAAGCGGCGGCAGCUUCGCCGGUCCAACCGAUCGUGAACAUGGGCCAAGGGUUCUUUGGCUACAACCCUCCCAAGUUCGCCAUCGAAGCUGCGAAGGAUGCAUUGGACCGAGUAGAAUGCAACCAAUACUCGCCGACCAAGGGCCGUCCUCGUCUUAAGAAAGCCCUUGCGGAUGCAUACUCGCCGUUCUUUGGCAAAACCUUGAACCCCGACACCGAAGUCUCGAUUACAACUGGCGCCAAUGAGGGUAUGCUCAGUGCUUUUAUGGGUUUCAUUGAGCCCGGUGACGAAGUAAUCAUCUUUGAGCCGUUCUUUGACCAGUAUAUCAGCAACAUUGAGAUGCCGGGUGGCACCAUCCGAUAUGUGCCCCUUCACCCUCCCAAGGAUGGCGCCACCAGGACGUCCCCUGCUUCGGAGUGGACGAUAGAUUUCGAAGAACUGGAGAACACCAUCAACUCCAAGACUAAGAUGAUUGUGUUGAACUCCCCACACAACCCCGUGGGCAAGGUUUUCUCGCGGGAGGAACUCCAGCGCAUCGGAGAUCUGUGCGUGAAGCACAACCUUAUUAUUCUGUCCGACGAGGUCUAUGACCGUCUGUUCUAUGUCCCGUUCACGAGAAUCGGGACACUGUCUCCUGAAUUGUACGAGCGUACCCUGACCGUGGGCUCGGCCGGCAAAGCCUUCUACGCCACCGGUUGGCGUGUUGGCUACCUGAUUGGACCCGAACACCUGAUCAAGUACGUAGCCGGUGCACACACCCGCAUCUGCUACAGCAGCGUGUCGCCACUGCAGGAAGCAGCUGCUGUCGCCUUUGAGCAGGCCGAAAAGGCAGGCUUCUGGGACGAGAGCCGAAUGGAGAUGAAGGGAAAGGUCGAGCGGUUCUGUCAAGUUUUUGAUGAGCUCGGUAUCCCGUACUCUGAUCCGGAGGGCGGGUACUUUGUGCUCGCCAACAUGGCUUCUGUCAAACUUCCGGCGGAAUACCCGUUCCCGCCGCAUGUCGCCAACCGCCCUCGUGAUUUCAAGCUCUGCUGGUUCCUCAUCCACGAGGUGGGCGUCGCUGCCAUCCCGCCGACGGAGUUCUAUACCGAUGCCAAUGCCCACAUUGCAGAGAACUAUCUCCGCUUCGCGGUUUGCAAGAACGAUGAUGUGUUGGAGACUGCGAAGGAGAGACUGAGGGGCCUGAAGAAGUACAUCACCCAGUAA